AUGCAAACAACAAAAAAGAGCGCUGGUAAAAAAAAAGAAUAUUGUGUAUUAGCUUAUCUGAAAUAUUCAUUCAACGUACAAUUCUACUCGAUAUUCCUACUCGAUAUUCCUACUCGAUUACAAUGGGAAAACAACAACGGUUACUGUGGUGAAACGGCAAUACAAGCUUUCGGUCUUUACUAUGGUGCUUGGAUCUCUCAAAAACUUGUUCGUGAUAUCAAUAAUGGAGAAUAUCUUCUGCAAAAAUUAUCUAAUGAUGAUUGUCGAAAUCCGAUUCAUACUUUGAGUGUUCUUAAUUUUACUUAUGACGAAUGGAAUUGGAAAACUUCGUCUCAACCUCAAUUUUAUGAUUAUUGUUGUUGGAUAAAGAAAUCUAUCAUACGAGGAUAUCCCGUAAUGUUUGUUGCCUAUCUUCUUUAUAUGCAUGAUGAAUAUUAUGAUCAUAUUAUGCCAGCAAUCGGUAUUCGAUUUAGAGACGAAAAUAAAUAUGAUCCGGAUGAUGUACUUAUCUAUUUCAAUCUCUAUCAUCAGAGACUAAUCGAACGAAAAAUGAAUAAAAAUGAUUUAGCAGCAACAAGAAAAACAUGUCGAAAACAUUGUGGUGAAGGUGGAUGUAUACCAUUCGAUAUCGACUUUGGAAUUGCUGUAACAGGUAUUGCAGAUGAAGAUCAUGUAACAUUACCUGUACGUCUGUCUGCUUCGGCUUGGGAUGAACCGAAUCUACAUCCUGCUUACAAUCAAAGUCCAACCGAGAUGAAUGGUAUCGUAACCGUACGUGAUCUAAUUAUUGGUAGAACCUAUGUUCUUCUCCGAUAUUCAUCUUAUGAAUAUGUACCAACAAAAGGCACCAUCAAUGAUUUCCUAUUGUCUAAAUUCGAUGAGAAGCAUAAAUUUGUGGCAAACGAUACGAUCUACAUUUAUGAAGAUUCAAAGAAAAUCCCAUCAACAGGAUCAGUUUAUUAUCGAUGUGUAUCACAAUCUGAAAAAUAA
Messenger RNA from Rotaria sp. Silwood1, 990 nucleotides. Lineage: Eukaryota; Metazoa; Rotifera; Eurotatoria; Philodinida; Philodinidae. The record is from the annotation of a GenBank genome assembly.